Paramecium octaurelia is the source of this 9135-nucleotide messenger RNA. Lineage: Eukaryota; Ciliophora; Oligohymenophorea; Peniculida; Parameciidae. The record is from the annotation of a GenBank genome assembly.
AUGGGCAUGUUCUUUCUGACUCUUAUUGCAUUAGUAAUGGGGGACAGAUAAGUCUACUAUAAUGGUUUUCACUAAUCAAACAAUCUUUACUGUACUUCUAUUAAUUGCCCCUAUUAAUUCAAAUAUGGUGGAACAUAAUCUAGUGCCCUAUUUUCAAAUUGCACAAAUCCCAUAGGAACUGCAUUAAUUUUAAAAUCCUCCUAAAUGAUGGCUACACUAAGCGAAUAAGUCAACAACUUGAAAAUAAAUGGGAAAAACCAUAUUUUAAAUUUUGAUAUAUACUUUCUUACAUAGUGGAAUGGGGAUAGUUUGAAAUUGGAGUAUAAAUCUUAAACUUACUAAUUUUAAUUUACCACAUAAAAUCCGUUAUAAUUCAAUUUAGGAGGCUGUAAUUCAAGUUAAUAUUAGGUGAAGACAAUAAAAAUAGCAUUAGAUUAAGUCACUUCUUUAACGAAUUUAAAAUUCAGUAUCGUUAACGAAUAAAGCUUAGCUUUAAUUAAAAAUGUCCAUUUUUCUUAUUUCUUAUGUCAUUAAACAUGUAAAAGUUGUUCUGGAGAUAAUUAUAAUUAAUGCACAUCAUGUUUUUAAGGUGCUAGCUUAAAUGAUGGUAUAUGUAGAUGCCCCAUCAGAACAGUUUUAAAUGGUGAGCCACCUUCUAAUUAUAAAUGCAUGACCUUUUGUUUGUUGGGAUCAACAGAUAGGAGAGGGAGAUAUUGCAAACCAUUUGAAAUACAAUACAUACUUUGGCUUUAGCUUCAAUCUUAUAGUUAUUCAUAACUUAUUAAGUGGAACAUUAUUUAUGAUCCUGCAAAUUUAAGCAAUAAUAAUAAAAAAUUGGGACCCUUUUUCGGAGUUUUCAAAAAUAAUGAAGGAGCUUAAAUAACAAUUAGUCCAACUUUAUUUUUAUAUCCCUUGAGCGCAUAGAUAUAUAUAUUAUUUUGUAACGCCACUCCAAGCAACUCUGGAAUCUCAAUUUAUUUAAAUUCGACAUAUCAUUCUUCAUUUUAUUAUAAUGGAGCCCAAUAUGAAACAGAUAACAUGUAAAUUUUUGCUUCAAAUUAAUAAGCGUUUAGCGGAUGCUAAACAACUAAUGUUUAUCUAUUGUAAACAAACCUUUAUGUAGAACAAGGAAAUUUUAAUUUUUCGAUCAAAGGAAAUUUUACGUAAUUAUAUUAUUGUUAUUGAGUUUAGAAAUUCAAAUUCCGGAUGGUACAUCAUUUAUACUAUUAUUGCAAGUGCUUAAUGUCCUGCAUUUUGUUCAAAGUGUGAAAGAGAAUAUGAAUGUUCUAUCUGCUUAAGUGGCUAUAAAAAAACAUCAGAUAAAAGAUGCACCUUAAGUUGUCCGAAAGAUUCAAUUUUAUCAAAUAAUAUUUGUGUGAAAUACGAUUAAACCACAAAAUGUACGCCACUUAAUAUAUUUUUAGAUUCAUAAUAUUUUAUAAGGCAAUUCCUUGAUUUUACAGUUCCUGAAAAUUUACCUGACAUGUUUAUUUUAGUGUCCUCAACAACCUAGGAUUUUUAGAAAGGGGAUUUAAUAUAUUGGUCUUACAUAUCUUCGAAAGCAGUAUUCGGAGGAUAAUAUGUUUGGGCAAAUGCAAAAUUUUAUUAAACAAUUACAAUAGAUAAAGCACAUCAUUCAUUAAGUAUUUAUUUUGAUGCAAUUUUUGGAUGUGAUUUUUAGAGCGGAGGUGGCUAUUUAAUAUACACAAUUAAUACUACAUAAUAUUAAGUGAAUUAGAAUAAAACAGUAAUAAUAAAUAUUCCAUAAUCUUCACCUACAUUACUAAUCGCUUUCGAAUGUUAUGGAUCAAAUAAUAAUGUUUAAGAUAGAUAUUGUGCUUUUUCUGAUUAUUAAAUAGUUGUCCAUUAUUGUAGUCCAUUUUGUUUAGAAUGUUCUGAUGAAAAUACAUGCAUUUAAAUGGCAACUUUUGAUACUUCAAUUAUUAAAUUAGAUCCAUCUGAAUGUGGUCCUUAAUAAUUUCUCGAUUAUUAAUAUUUUAGAUGCGAGAAUUGUCCUUAAGAAUGCCAAGCUUGUUUUAAUGAAUAUGAAUGCACUUCGUGUUUCUAUCCAUAUAAACUAUAUGUUACUAGAUGUAUAUUAAUGUGUUCGACAAUUUAAUAUUUUAAUAUUGGAACUUAGUUAUGUGAAGGUAAAAUAAUACUAAGAUUUUAGACUGCAGUUUUAAAUGCAAAUAAUGUAGGAAUCAGAAAGAUUUUUGCAUUCAUUGUGAAGAAAAAAAUUUUCGUUAUUUAUAACUAAAUUAAUGUUUAUGUUAUGAUGGAUAUUACGAUGAUAAUACGGAACCUAAAUGUUAAGUUUGUAACAAAUUGUGUAAAAAAUGUUAUGGAUCAUCUAAUGAUCAUUGUACUCAAUGUAUUUAGCUAGAUAAAGUCGAGAAAAAAGGUGAUGUUUGUGAUUGCUAAGAAGGAUAUUACUUUGAUGAUUCUAGUUUUUAAUGCAAAUAGUGUAAUUAAAAAUGUAAGACUUGUUUUUCAUCAUUUGAUAAUUCUUGUCUAAGCUGUAAUGCAAAUGAAUACAGAAGUUUAUAGGGAAUCACGUGUAUAUGUUAAUUAGGAUAUUAUGAAGUUAGUGAUACCUGUUAAGCAUGUCCAUCAUCUGAAGAUGUAAGCUUAUCAUAAUGUUACAAAAAAUGUGGAAAUGAAAUAUUUAAAUGGCAUAAUGAAUUAUGUGACAUAGUUACAUGUUUGUCGGGCUUCUAGAAUAUUGACAAUUUAUGCAUCCCAAUAUGUGGAGACUUAAUAUUAUCAGGCGAUGAAGAAUGUGAAGAUGGAAACUAAGAAAUUAAUGAUGGUUGCACAAAUUGUAAAUUUUAGUGCCCAAAAUAAUGUUUGACCUGUAAUCAUUUAACAAUUUAUCCUUGCUCAGAUUUGUGUGGAGAUGGAAUUAUAAGUGGUUUUGAAGAAUGUGAUGAUGGUAAUAAUAUUUAAUCUGAUGGUUGUUAUCAAUGCAAGUUAGAAUGUUAAGUUUAAUGUACAAAAUGUUUAAGAGGUUUAUGCUAUGAUUGUUUAACAUAUGGGUGGAUUAUCAACAUUGAGACGUAGAAAUGUAUUGAGAAUUGCGGAGACUCAAUUGUUAUAGGAUCGGAAGAAUGUGAUGAUGGAUAUAAUCUAGAUGAAAAUGAUAAUUGUUUUUAAUGUAAGAGACUAUGCAGAAAUGAUUGCAAAACAUGUAGUUCUGAUGGAAUGAAUUGUUUAGAUUGUAAAGUUGUUGGUUUUAAACCUUAAAGUUAUUAUUGUGUCAAUAUUUGCGGGGAUGGCUACCUUGCAGUUGAUCCUUAUGGAAGAAAUACAGAGGAAUGCGAUGAUUUUAAUUUAAAUGACUAUGAUGGGUGCAGCUCGAUUUGUAAGUUUUAAUGUUAAACUUCUGUUUGUUUGACCUGUCUGAAUGAAAAAUGUUUAUAAUGCAUUGAUCAUUAUUACCUUGACGCUAAAAGCAAUAAAUGUUUAGAAAAAUGUAAUGAUAAUAUAAUAGUUGGAAAUGAAAAAUGUGAAGAUAUGAAUACUUUAUUAUAUGAUGGCUGCUAUAACUGUUAAUUAUCUUGUUAACCUAGUUGUUUAAAUUGUCAAAUUAAUGGUUGUUUGUAAUGUUAAAGAGGAUUUUAAUUGAUUGAAAAUAAAUGUCAAAAUAUUUGUGGAGAUGAAUUAAUUGUUCCUGGGGAAGAUUGUGAUGAUGGUAAUAUUGACCCUUUUGAUGGAUGUCAUUUUUGUUAGUUUCAUUGUGGUCCCGAUUGCUAAUUAUGUGUAUCAGGAAGAUGUUUACGUUGCUAAUUAGGAUUUUAAAUAUUUAAUGGAAAUUGUGUAAUUUAAUAAAGGUAAAAUAAUUAAAUUUCUCAAUAAGAAUAACUUUUGGAAUAUAAUCAUAUGAGUUAAUCUUAUAUAAAAUAUUGUCACUAAUAGAUCAAUGAUAUUUGUAUUAUUUGUGAAGAACAUUACUAUUUAAAUGCAAAUAGGUCUAAAUGUGAGAGUUAAUGUGGAGAUAAUUAUAUUAAUGAUCUUGAAUAAUGUGAACAUAACUUAAUUUAACAUAAUAUUAUAUGUUCGAGCUGCUAAUUUUAAUGUAGAGAUUACUGUGUUGAAUGCUUUUUUGGAUUGUGCCAAAUCUGUGAAUAGGAUUAUGUGCUCAUUGAUAAUCAAUGCCUUCUUAAAGCUAAGUGUGAUCCUGAUGAUGGUCUUUACUACAACCCUUUAAUUAAUUAAUGUUAUGACAUAUGCGGAGAUCAUUUAAAAUCUAUCUACGAAGAUUGUGAUGACGGUAAUUUGGAUCCAUAUGAUGGUUGUUUUGAAUGUAAAUAUUCUUGUAAUCCUCUAUGCCCAUUAUGCAUAGCUGGAGUUUGUACUGAUGAUGGCACUGCAUGUAAGAAAGGCUAUUAUUUUGAUUAAUAAAAUGUAUCUUGUUUUAGUGCUUGUGGUGAUGAAAUAGUAGCAGUGCCAGAUGAAGAAUGUGAUGUGCUCAACACUAGAAAAUGUUUAAAUUGUAAAUUAAUCAUAGAUAAUAAUUGUAAGACCUUAGAUGUAAAUAACUAAUGCUUAGUCUGCUUAGAUGGCUAUUAAAUAUAGGAUGAAUUAUGUGAACCUAAAUCAAACUAAAUUUGUGAUAUCCAAACUUGUAUGACUUGUGAAAAUAAUGUUUGCAUUCAAUAUUUUUAAGAUGUUAAUACAACCAAACAUAAUAAUAAUAAUAAUAUUAAUGCUUUAACAAAUUUAGUUGAAGCCAAGUGUGGAGAUGGUGUUAUCAAUUAAAAUGAACUAUGUGAUGAUGGUAAUUUAAUUAAUGGGGAUGGAUGUGAUUCAAACUGUUAACCUUCAAGAAAUAGCAUGUGCUUUUUAAAUGAAUGCAUUUAAAUCUUUUAUCCUGUCCCUUAAUUAAAAUUUGUUAAAUAAAUUGAAAAUUAAUAAAUUCUUUCUUUAACUUAUGAUCAGAAGAUAAGACUAUCUCCUAAUCGUACAUUGGAAUAAUACUUAAACUCAUUAUCUGGUUCUAUUGUAAACACUAAAGUAAAUGUUACAGUUGAAGCAAAUAAUUAACCAACUUAGGAUUUAGAUUAUGUUGAAAUCAUGAUAAAAAUUUUGUACUUCGAAAGAGCAGUUGAUCCUAUCUUUAUUCUAAAUUUUCUUGAUCUAAGCAUCAUCAUAAANGAAGGAUAUUACUUUGAUGAUUCUAGUUUUUAAUGCAAAUAGUGUAAUUAAAAAUGUAAGACUUGUUUUUCAUCAUUUGAUAAUUCUUGUCUAAGCUGUAAUGCAAAUGAACACAGAAGUUUAUAGGGAAUCUCGUGUAUAUGUUAAUUAGGAUAUUAUGAAGUUAGUGAUACCUGUUAAGCAUGUCCAUCAUCUGAAGAUACAAGUUUAUCAUAAUGUUACAAAAAAUGUGGAAAUGAAAUAUUUAAAUGGCAUAAUGAAUUAUGUGACAUAGUUACAUGUUUGUCGGGCUUCUAGAAUAUUGACAAUUUAUGCAUCCCAAUAUGUGGAGACUUAAUAUUAUCAGGCGAUGAAGAAUGUGAAGAUGGAAACUAAGAAAUUAAUGAUGGUUGCACAAAUUGUAAAUUUUAGUGCCCAAAAUAAUGCUUGACCUGUAAUCAUUUAACAGUAUUUCCUUGCCCAGAUGUAUGUGGAGAUGGAAUCACAAGUGGUCUUGAAGAAUGUGAUGAUGGUAAUAAUAUUUAAUAUGACGGUUGUUACCAAUGCAAGUAAGAUUGCUAAGUUUAAUGCACAAAAUGUUUAAGAGGUUUAUGCUAUGAUUGUUUAACAUAUGGGUGGAUUAUCAACAUUGAGACGUAGAAAUGUAUUGAGAAUUGCGGAGAUUCAAUUGUUAUAGGAUCGGAAGAAUGUGAUGAUGGAUAUAAUCUAGAUGAAAAUGAUAAUUGUUUUUAAUGUAAGAGACUAUGCAGAAAUGAUUGCAAAACAUGUAGUUCUGAUGGAAUGAAUUGUUUAGAUUGUAAAGUUGUUGGUUUUAAACCUUAAAGCUAUUAUUGUGUCAAUAUUUGCGGGGAUGGCUACCUUGCAGUUGAUCCCUAUGGAAGAAAUACAGAGGAAUGCGAUGAUUUUAAUUUAAAUGACUAUGAUGGAUGCAGCUCAACUUGUAAGUUAUAAUGUUAACCUUCUAUUUGUUUGACUUGCUAGAAUGGAAAAUGUUUAUAAUGCAUUGAUCAUUAUUACCUUGACGCUAAAAGCAAUAAAUGUUUAGAAAAAUGCAACGAUAAUAUAAAAGUUGGAAAUGAAAAAUGUGAAGAUAUGAAUACUUUACUUUAUGAUGGCUGUUAUAACUGUUAAUUAUCUUGUUAACCUAGUUGUUUAAAUUGUCAAAUUAAUGGUUGUUUUUAAUGUUAAAUAGGAUUUUAAUUGAUUGAAAAUAAAUGUCAAAAUAUUUGUGGAGAUAAAUUAAUUGUUACUGGGGAAGAUUGUGAUGAUGGUAAUAUUGACCCUUUUGAUGGUUGUCACUUUUGUUAGUUUCAUUGUGGUCUCGAUUGCUAAUUAUGUGUAUCAGGAAGAUGUUUACGUUGCUAAUUAGGAUUUUAAAUAUUUAAUGGAAUUUGUGUAAUUUAAUAAAGGCAAAAUAAUUAAAUUUCUCAAUAAGAAUAACUUUUGGAAUAUAAUCAUAUGAGUUAAUCUUAUAUAAAAUAUUGUCACUAAUAGAUCAAUGAUAUUUGUAUUAUUUGUGAAGAACAUUACUAUUUAAAUGCAAAUAGGUCUAAAUGUGAGAGUUAAUGUGGAGAUAAUUAUAUUAAUGAUCUUGAAUAAUGUGAACAUAACUUAAUUUAACAUAAUAUUAUAUGUUCGAGCUGCUAAUUUUAAUGUAGAGAUUACUGUGUUGAAUGCUUUUUUGGAUUGUGCCAAAUCUGUGAAUAGGAUUAUGUGCUCAUUGAUAAUCAAUGCCUUCUUAAAGCUAAGUGUGAUCCUGAUGAUGGUCUUUACUACAACCCUUUAAUUAAUUAAUGUUAUGACAUAUGCGGAGAUCAUUUAAAAUCUAUCUACGAAGAUUGUGAUGACGGUAAUUUGGAUCCAUAUGAUGGUUGUUUUGAAUGUAAAUAUUCUUGUAAUCCUCUAUGCCCAUUAUGCAUAGCUGGAGUUUGUACUGAUGAUGGCACUGCAUGUAAGAAAGGCUAUUAUUUUGAUUAAUAAAAUGUAUCUUGUUUUAGUGCUUGUGGUGAUGAAAUAGUAGCAGUGCCAGAUGAAGAAUGUGAUGUGCUCAACACUAGAAAAUGUUUAAAUUGUAAAUUAAUCAUAGAUAAUAAUUGUAAGACCUUAGAUGUAAAUAACUAAUGCUUAGUCUGCUUAGAUGGCUAUUAAAUAUAGGAUGAAUUAUGUGAACCUAAAUCAAACUAAAUUUGUGAUAUCCAAACUUGUAUGACUUGUGAAAAUAAUGUUUGCAUUCAAUAUUUUUAAGAUGUUAAUACAACCAAACAUAAUAAUAAUAAUAAUAUUAAUGCUUUAACAAAUUUAGUUGAAGCCAAGUGUGGAGAUGGUGUUAUCAAUUAAAAUGAACUAUGUGAUGAUGGUAAUUUAAUUAAUGGGGAUGGAUGUGAUUCAAACUGUUAACCUUCAAGAAAUAGCAUGUGCUUUUUAAAUGAAUGCAUUUAAAUCUUUUAUCCUGUCCCUUAAUUAAAAUUUGUUAAAUAAAUUGAAAAUUAAUAAAUUCUUUCUUUAACUUAUGAUCAGAAGAUAAGACUAUCUCCUAAUCGUACAUUGGAAUAAUACUUAAACUCAUUAUCUGGUUCUAUUGUAAACACUAAAGUAAAUGUUACAGUUGAAGCAAAUAAUUAACCAACUUAGGAUUUAGAUUAUGUUGAAAUCAUGAUAAAAAUUUUGUACUUCGAAAGAGCAGUUGAUCCUAUCUUUAUUCUAAAUUUUCUUGAUCUAAGCAUCAUCAUAAACGAAUAGGAAUUAGAAUAAGAAUAUUAACAAAUAUAGAUAUAACUCGUAUCUCCUAAUCUUUUAUCAAUCGAAGAAUAAAAAACUACUGGGUCUAUCAUUUAAUUUAGUUAAUAUCAAAUAUAAAUCAUAGCGGGAUUAGUAUUAGUUUCUUCUUUAAGUGGAAAAUUUUAGAUCAUAGAAAAUUAAAUAGAAAUGAUGUAAAUGCUCUAUUAUUACAAAUACAUUAAUAUUAUCAAGGGAUAAAAUUUGCUAAAGUUUUUUGAUACAUUUAAAAUAAUAUAGUUAGCCAACUUUUAUGAAUUUAUUGGAUUUUCACCCUAAUCCUUUAUAUUUUUCAAUGUAACUUCCGAAAAUUCACAAUCUAUCUUUGAGGAUGAUGGAAGAAGCUCAAAUUUUUUGGGUGCCUUUUUCGAAGUAUUCUCCAUCUUUUUCGUAGCCUAUUUCAGCCAUUUAUUCUCCCAAAUAAUAAUUAAGAAACUUAUAACGUUUAUUUCAUAAUUUAAAACAGCUACGCCAAACCUCUAUUAAUUAAAAUUAUUGAAUCAAUUAACAAAAAUUUUCAAAAAACUAUCGGGAAAUUAAUUUAAAGAAUAGUUUAAAAUAUUAUUCUAAUCUCUUAUAUAUGAAUAUGUUAUAAACAUGAUGUUAUCAUUUCAAUAUUAAAAUAACUACAAUUUAUAAGGAAUUCUAAGUUUAACCCUAAAGAUUAGUUUAUUACUCUUUAUAAUUUAAUAUUUAAUCAACAAAUAGAAUUAAAGAUUUAGCGAAUUUUAGUAUACGUAUAGUUGUAUCUAAAAGAUAAUUUUUAGUAUAAUUUUAGUAGGAUGUUUUCAAAGUCCUAUGAUUUAAAUAUAGCUUUGUGCUGUUAAUGAACUAUUGUAUUUUACCUUUCUUUUUUUAAAAAGAAAUAAAUUAGAAAAAUUAGAGGGUUUUAAGAAAUAAUUUAAGCAUUUAACGUUUUUCUUUAUGAAUGUGAUUUAUUCGAUUCAUGAAUUUUCAAAAAACAAUUCGCAGCACUUGGUUACUCUUGGAUGGAUCUAAAUUGGAAUUAUGAGUUUAAAUUUAAGCCUUACUUUGUUAUUAGAUAUUUAUAUAUUAUUAAAGCCAGUUUUUUAGAAAGUUGGUUAAGCAUGGCUUAAAAAAUACUUUUAGAAGCAAACAAGAGGAUUUGCAAAUCAUCAACUUUUCGAUUAAAGUGAUUCAAACAUAAAACCAUCAGGAAUCCAAAGAGUGUUUUAUAAAUGA